CGGCGAUCAUCCUGUAUGCGCAACGCUUUCAGCCACCCGAGCUCUCCGAACAAACUCGACUUUGCCUUUUUGCAAUCAUGGCUCGGAUACGAGACGUAUGGGCUCCGAAUCUCGAGCAGGAGAUGAACAACAUCCGUGAACUCAUCGAGAAAUAUCCUUACGUUGCAAUGGACACCGAGUUUCCUGGUGUGGUUGCCCGUCCAAUAGGCUCCUUCAAGACGUCGUCGGACUAUCACUACCAAACCAUGCGGUGUAACGUCGAUCUGCUCAAGAUCAUUCAAGUGGGAUUAACGCUGGCGGACGAGGAGGGCAACUACCCUCAGGAUGUGUCUACAUGGCAGUUCAACUUCCACUUCAGCAUCAACGAAGACAUGUAUGCGCCAGAAUCCAUCGAGCUUCUCCAGAAGUCGGGUAUUGACCUGCAGCGGCAUGAAGAGAUGGGCAUAGAGCCAAAUGACUUUGCUGAGCUCAUGAUCACGUCGGGGUUGGUUCUAUCACCAGACACCAAAUGGGUUUCAUUUCAUAGCGGGUAUGACUUCGGCUACUUCGUCAAGCUCCUUACCGCUGAAUCAUUGCCAACAACGGAAGAGACAUUCUUUGAGGUGCUGCGGACAUGGUUCCCGACAAUAUAUGACAUCAAGUUCGUAAUGCGAGCUUGUAAGGUGCUCAAAGGAGGCCUGCAAGACGUCGCAGACGAUCUUGGCGUCAUGCGAAUAGGUCCCUCGCAUCAGGCCGGCUCUGAUUCCCUUCUCACUGCAUCUACCUUCUUCAAGAUGCGCGAAAUCUACUUCAACGAUCACAUCGACGACGCCGAGUACAAUCACAAACUGUACGGCCUUGGGCAGACGUUCAACCUCACAAAUGGACUCGCCGAGCCGGUGCGUGGAAGUGCUGCGACGUUGGCGGAGCGCGAGGACCGGACAGGGCCCGCGAGAGAGCAGACGCCGGGCCCAGGAGUAGGGGCGAGUGUCACGGCGGUAGCAAUGGGGCUUGGAGGGUCAAUAUCUACACCAGCGCUUUCAGGAGCAUUGCCUAACCCAAUGCCUCCACCGACGCCGUAUGGCCCGAUGGGCGCGAAUGGGCCGUAUAUGCGUACUGCAAUUGGGGUAGGCGGCGGACGAUAGCCAGGCCAUCAUUCUUGUGGUUGGGAUCCUUGGUGUCGCUUCGUCGAUGUAAAUGAAUUACGGACCUUUCUUUUUCGGCUGUGUAUUUCUGUUCUGUGGAGUGUAUAUCGAUUGGGUGGUUCUCUCGUUUCCGAUAAGUUGCAGGCC
Molecule: messenger RNA, 1271 nt
Organism: Laetiporus sulphureus 93-53
Lineage: Eukaryota; Fungi; Basidiomycota; Agaricomycetes; Polyporales; Laetiporaceae
Product: CAF1-domain-containing protein
Exons: 5
Coding region: 78-1124 (348 amino acids)
Cellular component (GO): CCR4-NOT core complex; P-body; CCR4-NOT complex
Molecular function (GO): nucleic acid binding; poly(A)-specific ribonuclease activity
Source: RefSeq, a predicted model, not a curated record